UGCAUGUGUGUGUGCUCUCCGCUCUGCCUGCUGGUUACCUGUGUUUACCUGUUUGUUCCGUCCUCUCCGGUAAGCAGUCAUGCCGGCCGGCGGCAGCUCUUUGUUCUCCGGUUUCCGGGUUCUGGGACUUUAUUCCAACCACGUGCCGCACGCGCUCCGGUACCACCUGAAGCACCGGGAGUUCUACGUGGUGACGGCGGUCGGUCGGAGCUUCCACACGUUCAACGUGAACAGGUUGGGGAUCGUUGCUGUCAGUAACUGCUUACCAGAUGACAUCGCCUGCAUGGCGGCCGACAGGAUGUUGGUGUUUGCCGCCUGCGGGCGGCUCGUCAGCGCCUUCGCCAGGAACAAAGAGGUGGUGAUGCGUUACCACGGUCACGAACAGGAAGUCCGCCUGCUGCUUCCUCUGGGCGAUCAGCUGAUCUCUGCCGACAGCGGUGGUGAUGUCAUCGUGUGGGACGUCCACAGUGGGGACGUAUACCUGCGGCUGCACUUUGACCCCGCAACCUUUGAUGUGUCGGCCAUGAUGCACCCGAGCACCUACCUGAACAAGGUGCUGCUGGGGAGCUCCCAGGGUGCACUGCAGCUGUGGAACAUCAAGACCAGUAAGCUGCUCUUCACAUUCGCUGGCUGGUCAGCAGGAGUCACAGUUCUACAGCAGAGUCCCGCGGUGGAUGUGGUCGGUGUUGGCACGGCGACAGGACGCAUCAUUAUUCACAACAUCCGAUUGGACGAGACGCUGAUGAGCUUUAUGCAGGACUGGGGACCAAUCACGUCACUCGCUUUCAGAACAGACGGCCCUCCCAUCGUGGCGUCCGGCAGUCCUCAGGGACACAUUGCAUUUUGGGAUCUGGAGCGCCGCCAGCUCAUCACUCAGCACAGACACGCCCACAGAACGGCCAUCGCCGGGGCAACGUUCCUGCAUGGAGAGCCGCUAUUGGUCACCAACGGCGCCGAUAACGCCAUCAAGGUUUGGAUAUUUGACCAAGAAGGAGGCGGAGCCAGACUGCUGAGGAGCCGCCAGGGUCACAGCGCCCCGCCCACCACCAUUCGUCACCACGGCAACGAUGGAAAAAACAUCCUGAGUGCAGGUCAGGAUGGGACACUGCAGUCUUUCUCCACCGUCCACGAACGCUUCAACAAGAGCCUGGGUCACGGCUCUGUUAACAAGAAAAAGGAGAAGAAGAAGAAGAAAGGGCUGACCUAUGAAGAGCUGCGACUUCCUGCCAUCACGGCGUUCUCCUCCGCUGUGACCCGUCAGUCGGAUUGGGACGGCAUCGUCGCGUGCCACCGGGAUCGCCUAGCAUCCACCACAUGGAACUACCAGAGGUGCACCAUGGGAGCUCACCAUCUGCAACCGCCAGGGUCCCGAAUGGAUGCCAUUGCCACGGCUGUUGAAAUUACUUCCUGUGGGAACUUCGCUGUGAUUGGAUCAUCGUGCGGCCGCGUCGACAUCUACAAUCUGCAGUCUGGACUGCACCGUGGUUGCUAUGGCAACAACGAGAAAGCUCACAAUGGCGUGGUGCGAGGCAUCGCCACGGAUACCCUAAACCAGCUGACGCUCACCACAGGUUCUGAUUGGCUGCUGAAGUUCUGGCGCUUCAAAACGAGGAAGCUGGAGGAAGAGCUGAAGCUAAGUGCUGCACCGGCGAGCAUGAAGCUGCACAGAGAAAGCGGGAUGCUAGCAUUAGCGCUGGAUGACUUCACUCUGGCGGUCGUCGACAUAGAAACCAGAAGAGUUGUCAGGAGGUUUGCAGGUCACCAUGGCAACAUCAACGACAUGACGUUCAGCCCCGAUGGCCGCUGGCUGGUUACCGUGGCGAUGGACUGCACCCUCCGUACCUGGGACCUCCCCUCUGGAAGUCUAGUUGACUGCUUCCUGGUUGCCAUGGCACCAGUGGGUGUGUCCAUGUCUCCGACAGGUGACUUCCUUGCAACGGCUCAUGUUGACAGUCUGGGCAUCUACCUCUGGACCAAUAAGAGCCUGUGUGGGCCUGUGGGGCUCCGCCCUCUCCCAGCUGACUACCAGCCAGCUGUGGAGACACUGCCAGGUGUCACAGCAGAGGAGACGGAACAGGAAGUGACAUCAGAGGAGGAGGAAGACGAUGAUGAUGCAUAUCAGUCAGCUGAGCAGCUGGGGGCGGAGCUUGUGACUCUGUCUCUGCUGCCGGAGUCUCGGUGGAAAAGUCUGCUGCACCUGGAUGAAAUCAAGAAGCGGAAUAAACCCGUGGCGCCCCCUGCUGCUCCGGCUGCUGCUCCUUUCUUCCUGCCAACAGUUCCUGGCCUCACACCUCACUUCGCCACGCCAGCGCAAACCGAGCAGGAAAUGCAGCUUUUUCCUGCGUGCCAGUCCAAGGUGCUGAAUUGGGGGGUCCUCUCUCAGAGGUCAGAGUUCAUCUGUGCUCUGGAGUCGGCUCUGAACACCGGAUCAUUUGAUCAGCCGCUGCAUCUCCUGAAGGAUUGUGGACCGGCGGCACUCUCUGUUGAGCUGACCUCUCUGGCACCGGAGGGGGGCGGAGCCAAAGAGCUCCUGCUCGCCUUCAUUCAGAUGAUUGACAGCAUGUUGGCCGGUGGGCGGGACUUUGACCUGGCUCAUGCUUACCUGGCACUUUUCCUGAAGCUCCAUCUCCGUUCCUUGUCUCAGGACACUGUUGCCAUGGAAGCCUUGCUCCGCCUGUCAUCCCGGUUGGAGAUGGGAUGGGCGGAGCUACGAGCAUCAUUUGACCAAUCGUUGUGUCUGCUUUCAUACACCAAGAGCGCCCUGCUGUGACACACACACUUUUUUUUUUAUUCCAUUAAACGUGUUGUGGAUUCUUCUUCGUGUGUUUUUAUUGAACGAUAGUUUCGAUGUGAUUUUCACUCUGACUGAUCAGCUGAUUGAUCCCAGGUGAUGGUGAUUAACCUUAGGUGGGGUAGAAACACAUCUGACACCAAACAUUUAAUAGAUGUGACUUAGAGGAAAAGUAUCUGCAGGGAUUUUCAGAAUAAAAUAAUCACAAUAUUGUUAGCUGCAGGUAAGUUCUUUAUCAUCUCCAGUUUCAUAUUCUAUAAAAUCAUGUUUGUAGAGUCG
This is a messenger RNA of Archocentrus centrarchus (flier cichlid), 3070 nucleotides long. It is a transcript of the gene wdr36, whose product is annotated as WD repeat domain 36. Lineage: Eukaryota; Metazoa; Chordata; Actinopteri; Cichliformes; Cichlidae. The transcript has 22 exons. Gene Ontology annotation, molecular function: protein binding. Gene Ontology annotation, biological process: rRNA processing. The coding region runs from base 80 to 2770 and encodes 896 amino acids. The record is from RefSeq and is a predicted model, not a curated record. Gene Ontology annotation, cellular component: Pwp2p-containing subcomplex of 90S preribosome; small-subunit processome.